Rotaria sp. Silwood2 is the source of this 1383-nucleotide messenger RNA. The record is from the annotation of a GenBank genome assembly. Lineage: Eukaryota; Metazoa; Rotifera; Eurotatoria; Philodinida; Philodinidae.
AUGGGAAGAACAGGAACCGGAAAAACGACAUUAACUAAUGCGCUUUGUGGCACAAAGCAUGCAGCUGGUGAAGGAGCAGGAAGUAUCACUCGAAAUCUUUAUCGUAAUGACGUUAAUUGUGGUGAAUAUACAUUUUCUCUAAUUGAUACUCCUGGAACUGAUAGUUCAACUGAAACAUACAAACAUGCUUUUUUACUGAGAGAAGCAUUGACAGCAACAAAAAUUAACACAAUUUUUAUUGUUAUCAAGUAUGAUAGUCGAUUUGAUAAAAUGAUUGAAAAUUAUUUUGAAGUCGAGCAACCGGUCUAUAACUAUGGUAGCAAAAUUGUUGUCAUGAUUUCUCAUUGGGACCAAUCUAAAAAUCCGCAAAAUAGUUUCAAGGAAAUUUGUGGAUUAUUUCAUGAUGAAUGUCCAAGUGUCACCAAUUUGAUCUUUUAUUCCGAACAAAAUUGUAAAGCCGAAGUGGCAAAUCUUAUGUAUGGUUGCAUGUCCAAUAUGAAGGAUGAAAAACUUGUUAUAAAGGACGAGGACUUUUUUUUUAAAUUUAACAUUUAUGAAAUGAAGAAUCGAAUCAAAAUUUCAUUUGGAGAAUAUCGAAAAAGAGCAAAUUUACUUGUGCAAGAAUAUACAGAUCUUAUUAACUCUGCUAAAUCUGCAUCCGUUGAGGAUAAAGAUGAAAUUUUACAUAUGACCAUAGUGAAAUUCAAAGAUGAAAUGGAAACGUUAUUACAAGAAUUUCAACAACAACAUGGUAAUACAAUGAUCGAAUUAGAUUAUUACGCAUUUUCUAUUAAAAUGGAGAAAGAAAAUGUGAAAAUUUGUGAUGAAUUUGUUGAAAAAGUUGUACCGUGGAUGUCUUAUAGUUUAACUGAUAAUCAAGAUCCAAGAAAUUUAAUCAAAAGAUGCCCACACUGCAAAUUGAUCUGGUUUAAAACAGAAGGUUGUGAUGGAUCAACAUUUUGUGGAAACAAUGACUUUGAAAGUCGUAAGGACGUGAGUAAGAAAGCUUUUUGGAAAUAUCAACUGGAACGAAUAGGCGGAAAACUUAUAUUUAUAAAAAAUCCGGCAAGCGAAAAUAUUCUUGAAGAAAAUGAAGCAGCGGAGAAUUGUUCUGAUGAAGAGGCUGCAACUUUCGAAGAAAAUGUUAUAGAAACUGCUCGAACACCGUUCACACAACCUAUCAGUCAGAUACGACGAACCACUCGAAGUUUCCUUCAAAAUUUGAUACAACAUCGCAGCCAAAGAAAGUCCAAAGGUGUAGGAUGUGGAAAAGAAUUUAAAUGGAGUGCACUUCCAAAAUUGGAAGAUACAUUAAUUCUCGAAUUAUUCAAAGUAAAAACAAUCGAUCAAGCGAGACAACUAUUUUCAAAAUGGCAAUUUUAG